Paramecium tetraurelia is the source of this 672-nucleotide messenger RNA. RefSeq lists its product as uncharacterized. Lineage: Eukaryota; Ciliophora; Oligohymenophorea; Peniculida; Parameciidae. The record is from RefSeq and is a predicted model, not a curated record. The transcript has 2 exons.
AUGAUUUUAAUACCGGGCUAUAAUCCAGGGUAAUUAACACUACAAGGAACAAAUACCUACCUAAUGGGAACAGGCAAGAAAAGAAUCCUCAUAGACACAGGUGAAGGCAAGGAAUAGUACAAAAUACACUUGAAACAAAUUUUAGAACAAGAAUAAUGUGAAAUUUCAAUUGUUCUUAUAACUCAUCAUCACUUGGAUCACAUCCUAGGAAUACCGUAGGUGCUUGAAUUGUGUCCAGAUGCCAAAGUCUACAAAGGCUUAGAUCAUAAUCUGGAAAAUGAUAAGCUUUAUCCUUUCCUCCCACUUUAGGACGGAUAGAUUUUCUAAGUAGAAAAUUGCAUCAUCACAGCAAUCUCAUUGCCUGGACAUUGUGUUGAUCAUUUUGGAUUCAUAACUUAGAGUUCAGAAUGGUUUUCAGGUGAUUGUUUGUUGGGAGGUUCAUCUUGUUACAUCGAAAAUUUGAAAUAGUAUUUCUAAAGUAUGGAAAAAGUAGAAAAAAUGAAAAUCAACACUAUCCACCCAGGUCACGGAUACUCAAUAGUAGAAGGAGCUCAAGAAACUAUUUAGAAACAAGUUUAGCAUAGAAAGAACAGAGAAUAACAGAUCUAUUAAGUAAUAAAUGGAUAAUCUGUUGAUGAAAAUAGUGUUAGCUGUCUAUCCAGAUGUGAAUGA